Canis lupus familiaris (dog) is the source of this 2582-nucleotide messenger RNA. RefSeq names its product membrane-spanning 4-domains subfamily A member 3-like. The transcript has 7 exons. Bases 304 to 1035 code for a protein of 243 amino acids. The record is from RefSeq and is a predicted model, not a curated record. Gene Ontology annotation, cellular component: plasma membrane. Lineage: Eukaryota; Metazoa; Chordata; Mammalia; Carnivora; Canidae. Gene Ontology annotation, biological process: cell surface receptor signaling pathway.
CACAGAGAUCAGAGCAUAGAUUUUCCUCCCCCAUAUGUUGUCACAGUCCUUGAUAGAUACAGAAGAGACGUAAGCUUAAGAAGACUACAGGCUCCCACAUCUUGUGGUGGAACAUGUCUAGUGAUAUCAGAGUUACCAGCACGGACAAAUGAACAUCACAUGGCCAGUGGCUUCUCUUCAUACGUGAUAAAGGCCUCAGAUAAAGGAAAUCCAGUAUCUACUUCCAUUGCGAUAAAAUGAACAGUAUUUGGCAUAUGACAGUACAUAUCUGAUGUUAUUAUCAGAUGACAGAUCUAUUACAGAAUGAGCAAAGCUUUGAAUUCUGAUGGGAUGACUGUGGACAUUUCUUCAAACCAAAACCAGAGUACCCCACUGGGAAAGACAGAAACAUCUGGUACCCUGAGACAUCCCUUAGACAAGCUGCAGAAAUUCCUGAAGGGAAACCUAAAAGCACUGGGGGUGGCUCAGAUUAUGAUUGGUGUGAAAUGCAUCUUUUAUGGGAUAAUUGGAUUUCUUCUUCUUGAUUCUGAAACGUACAGAAUCAUUUUCUUCUCGAUUUACACAGGCUUCCCUAUAUGGGGGGCAUUGUCUUUUAUCAUCUCUGGAUCUCUGACUGUUGCGUCUGCCAAGAAGCAAACAAAAUCACUGCUGAGAGGGAAUCUAGGCGCCAACACUCUCAGCACCUUCAUCUCGAUUGCUGGGAUCUGUAUUUUGUCGUACAAUUUAACAAAAAAUAUCCACCAUGAUUGCGAGAAGGAACCUCUCUGUUUGGGCAUCAAAUCAAUUGCAACUGGACUUGUGAUUGUCCUAAUGAUCCUAACUUGUCUGCAAAUUUUAAUUUCACUUCCUCUCUCCAUGCUCAGUUAUAAUGUGGAUGACGAGAAUAUUCACUGGAUUUAUGUAUUGCUUUGCUGGAAAUCACCUUCUGAAGGUCUUUAUCAAGACUUGUUGCCUCAAACUAUAAUAUAUCAAGAACUUGAACGCAAAGAAGAUACACCUUCACGUUAUCCCACAGAUACUAACAAACAAAUAUGAGUCUGCACCUCUGUAUUUUGGAUCCACAGUGAUAGCAAGAAGCUCAUACUGUGGCCACUGAGGCAUGAAUACACACCUGUGAAGAUACAUAAGCAUAGAGUUCAGGGUCACAAAGAGAGCAACUAGCAUUUAUAACAUUGAGAUUUUGGUUGUUGCCACUUUUUUUGUUAGGGUUGGAUGUCAUCACAGACUAGGUUUAUGCUCUGUUACAAAACUUAACCUUGAAAUAUUGGUGGCUUAACACAUCAGAAGUUCAUUUGCUAUCUACUUUACAUGUUCUUUACUUCACUUUAGAUGCGCACUGAUAUGAGUUCUACCAAAUAGAACAAUAUCUCAAAAAGUUUUUUUUUUUUAAUUUUCUCAAGAUAGGGAAAGAAAAUGUUAGAAGUUGGACCUUUAGCAAUUAGUUGUUCUAGAAAAAGCAAGUGUCACUUUUUGCCACAAUCCUUUAAACAGUCAUCUUCCCAGCACUGUGUGGGAGACAGGAAAUGUAGGCUGACAUCAAGUUAAGAAGCUUAAUUUUUGAUGAAAACCACUGAAGUAAACAUAGAGUUUCCUGAAGUAAUUGUGAAAAUUGUUUGCAUGAAGUCUUUGGUCCAUCAUUUUUACACUCUGUGACUUUGGAUGUGCAUCUUCCCUGACUAAAGAUCAGUUUGCUUAUCUCUCAAAUGGUCUAGCUUGUGCUUACUCAGUUCAGAUUGGGAUAUCUAUCAAGGAAAACAGUUAAUAUAGGUUUAAAAAAAAAUCCCAAACUUUUAACUAUAUGAGGUACUAUAGAUUAUAAUAUUUUAUUAAUAUCAUGUUAGGUUAAUUAUUUAUACUGCAUCAUUCUAAGUACAUUAAGGUUUUCUGAUGAUAUUUUAUGUAAAUAGUCAUAUAUAAAAACUUGUGUUGUUUAAUUGACCCACUGACAAUUAAUCAAAGCAUUACCCCAUUCCUCUUGAAUAAUACAACCAAAACUUUUCAAAGUCUAAUAAAAUUAAUACUAUUUCCCAUGAGAUCAAACAAUUCCAUUCCUGUUCUACAUACUACAGUAGCCACUAUACAUGUAUAGCAAGUUAAAUUUAAAUUAUUUAAAUCUUUUAAAAUUUAAAGUCUAUUUUCUUAGUCUCAGUAACCAUAUUUCAAGUGUUCAAUGGCCACUUGUGGCUGGUCCAAAGCAUUUGAAGAAAAAGAUGGAGAAAAUUAAGAGGAUAAAUAGACAAAUACACCAUUAUAUUUGGAGACCUCAACAUAUUUUUGACAGCAACUGGUGUAUCAACCAGGCAGAGAAGUAGUAAAGGUAUAGAUGGUAUAGAUGGCCUGAGCAGCAGUUCAAUCAGGUUGAUCUAAUUGACAUUUAUAGACUUCUUCAUCCAACAACAGUACAUUUUUCUCAAAUAUUCAUGGAAUAUUUACCAGUAUUGGUUACUUCCUGUGUUGAAACACAACUCGACAAAUUUAAAGGAAAAGAAAUCAUACAAAAUAUGUUCUCAGAUAAUAAGAGAAUUGUGGUAAGUGGAAAAUUCAAUAUAUUUGGAAAUUAUUAAACAGCAUACUUCUGAAUA